UAAUUUUUAUGAAUCGAUUUUAGAAAUGGGAAUUUUGUUUAGGCAUAUAUCAGAAUAGUGCAGAUAUCAAUUAAUAGAGAUAAAAGAAAUUUGAUGAAUAUUCUAAAUUGAAGAUGAAUGCAAAAACGACAGAUGAUGAUAAAAAUGAAAUUAUGAAAGAUAUUAAUAGAACCUAUUAGGAGAUGGGAUUGUUUCACUUAGAAUCAAACAAAAACAUUAUGUGUAAUGUGUUAUUGUUGUGGUGCAGCCAUAGUUUGUCAUAUCGACAGGGUAUGAAUGAGAUAGUGGGAGUGAUAUUUUUUACAUACGUCCAAUCUUUUUCGGACUGCCAAGAGUAGAAUCCAACUAAAAUCGAGAAUGAUAUCUAUUGGGUAUUUAAGACGAUUAUGGAUGAUGGAGAUCAUAAACAAAAUUUUAAUUACUCUUCCCACAUGCCUAUAGAUAGAAUACCUCUGAUUAGAUACAUAAAGGAUUUGACAAUGGAAAAACUCAAAUACAUUGAUGAGCAAUUAUUUUAGAUCUUUGAGUAGAAUCAAAUUAGCACAGAGAUAUUUUUAAUGAAAUGGAUCAAAGUAUCCAGAGAAUAUGAGAUUGAAUAGAUAUAAGUAAUUUGGGACAAGAUGUUUGAGAAGUUCCAGACAUCGAAAUUGAAAUUUUUGGAUGCCAUGAUUUUAACAAUGAUGAUAUAAUUGAAACCGUAAUUACUCAAGAUUGAAUUCAUUAAUAAUUUUGAGGUUUUGUUGUUGUUCCAAAAUUACCCAGCAAAGGAGAAUUACUAAUAGAUGAUAGGAUAGGCUGAAAAGAUAGAAAAAUAAUUAAGAGCGUUGGACGGGAUAUCAUGGUUAGAGAUUAUCAAGAGAUUCAAUUUGGGUUACUCUUUAUCUUUGUAUUUUCAGAAGAAUUGAUCUAUCUAUUCAUUAGAAUUAAUGGAUAUAAAAUUCUCUUUAUUUUUAUUUCUAA
Messenger RNA from Paramecium tetraurelia, 960 nucleotides. RefSeq lists its product as uncharacterized. The transcript has 6 exons. Lineage: Eukaryota; Ciliophora; Oligohymenophorea; Peniculida; Parameciidae. Gene Ontology annotation, biological process: activation of GTPase activity. Gene Ontology annotation, molecular function: GTPase activator activity. The record is from RefSeq and is a predicted model, not a curated record.